AUGACCAUAGCAACAACCCCAAGCGGUGGUCCAGCGGACGCACCGGUCUCGGAACACGCAGGGUUCGUCCUUUUUCGCUUGAAGAGGUCGGAUUCCGUUCGCUGAUAGCGAGGUCGGGAGGAGGAGGAGGAGGAUGGAGGUGGAGAGGGCGGAGUACCUCCACCAGUUCGUGGAGGAGACGGACUGGUACAACGGCAUCGUGCUCGAUGCGCUCCUGCCGGGUGGCGGCGCCGCCUGGAGGCGGCUUCCCAGGCCGCUGCAGUCGUGGCUUCGCAACUACCUCGGUGGCAAUAUCCUCUACUUGGCCUCCGGCUUUCUCUGGUGCUUCUACAUCUACCACUGGAAGCGAAACGUUUACGUCCCAAAAGAUUCUAUACCCUCAAAGAGGGCCAUGCUUUUGCAAAUAUAUGUUGCGAUGAAGGCUAUGCCAUGGUACUGUGCUCUUCCGACGCUCUCAGAAUACAUGAUUGAGAAAGGAUGGACCAAAUGUUUUUUCAGCAUAAGUGAAGUUGGUUGGCCGAUCUAUCUUACUUAUAUGGCCAUCUAUUUAGUACUUGUCGAGUUUGGAAUUUACUGGAUGCACAGAGAGCUGCAUGAUAUAAAGCCAUUAUACAAGUACCUUCAUGUAACACAUCACAUCUACAACAAGCAAAACACUCUUUCUCCAUUUGCUGGACUGGCAUUCAAUCCAUUGGAUGGGAUACUGCAGGCCGUGCCACAUGUGAUCUCUCUCUUCAUCGUGCCAACUCAUUUCAUGAGUCACAUACUACUACUGUUCAUCGAAGCUUUAUGGACUGCAAACAUCCAUGACUGCAUUCACGGUAAGGUUUGGCCUGUCAUGGGUGCCGGUUACCACACCAUCCAUCACACGACGUAUCGUCACAACUACGGGCAUUACACGAUAUGGAUGGACUGGAUGUUCGGAACCCUUCGCGAUCCUGAGGAGGACCCCAAGAAGACCGAGUGAUCCAGUCUUGUUUUGCUCCAAAGUUACCACCUGCUAAUUCUACAAACUUAAAACCCUAUAUUGAGUUGUAGAUGGCCUUGUCUAAUAAUCAGGACUAGUUUCUAAUCUUCUAUGGCAUGUUCAUCUUGGAUUGGUAAACAGUGAAUGAGUGGAUGGGUAAAAACUGUGGUGAGCAUGAACUAAGACAUGAAUCAAUUUGUGUUUGUCA
Molecule: messenger RNA, 1175 nt
Organism: Musa acuminata AAA Group (dessert banana)
Lineage: Eukaryota; Viridiplantae; Streptophyta; Magnoliopsida; Zingiberales; Musaceae
Product: delta(7)-sterol-C5(6)-desaturase
Exons: 3
Coding region: 134-967 (277 amino acids)
Biological process (GO): sterol biosynthetic process
Molecular function (GO): C-5 sterol desaturase activity; iron ion binding
Source: RefSeq, a predicted model, not a curated record